CGUGAAACGUCACUGCUGUAUGCGGCUGAGGGGGGUGGCAGGGGCAUUUGCUGCUGAUGAAAUUGUGAACGGCCUGUUCUAGCUAAAUAUUGGCAACAUAUUUUGUAUGUUUGACACAUCUCGGAGCAUCUUCUGACGGUCAUCAUGUCUUUGGAGUGCGUUGGGAUGGUAAAUACAUUUCGAGAGGCUGGGAAUAGCUGAAGAAAUUUUAAACAAGCAGACUGAAUUAGUUCCUGACACAGGUGGAUGAUUCUUGGAAUAACGUUAAAUUAGCUAUCUUGGAUUCGAAACGUAUGGAGAAAAACACCAAACGCGGAUGUAAAUUAGAAUUAUUGACAAAACGAACAAACUAACUUUACUGGGAAGAUUAUAUUUGUUAAAUGUCCUCAUAGCCAGUCCAAUUUAGUUUCAGAAUCAGAGAUUGAUCAUUUGGCUUGUUAGCUAGUUAACGUUUGCUAGCUAAUUAAAGCGUCCUUCAAGAUAUGAGAGUGGGGAGGUUUGGAAGCGUUAAGUCAAUGUUAUUAAAUUAUUAAACAUGUCAGUCAGUAAGCAAGCCUAACUAUUUCAAUUGGAUAUGCCUUAUGUAAAAAGAAUCAAGCGUUGCUAACUAGCCAAGUUAGCUAGAAAGCUAUUUAUUUACUCACUCCAAGGUUGGCGUAUUUUCAUCCACUGGCACUGUCAAGCACAACGUAUAUCGCAUUGGCUAAAAGCUAGCUGUCUAGCCUGUUACAAAUGGUCACACUUUGCAACCAAAUUGUGGAUAACAUUUUGGACCUUGUUAGCACAUGUUAACUAUUUAAAAUAACUUUAACGCGUUCGUGGUAUUUAUUGCAUCCAAUUUAUAGCAUGAAUCCCAUGUUAUGCUAAAUAUUUUCUAACUGAUGUGUUCGGCAGUCAGUUGUGUAAGCAAGAAGGUCCCCUCGCGUUAGUCCCAAUGCUGGAGAUGGUGACAAUGAAUGAGUGUUUUAGAUAACACGCUAAAUUGAUCAAGUCACUUACUAUUACAGGAACUUGUCUUCUUCUGUGUGAUAUCGCUUCAUGUUUUUUGUGAAUCAUAGAGACCUUUUAUGACGUUAGCCUGUUGUUGCCUCAGUAAUAUGUUGGUUCUUAGAACAUUUCUAUUUAGUUAUAGCACUAUUUUGAUAAGUCCCAUGUCACCAAUGUAUUUGUUGAAUUCCAAAGUAGAAAUCAAAGUUCAUAAUUCUAUGGAAUUAAUUAUAAAUUCAUCUGAAAAUGCAAAUUUGUCUUGUUGACAACAUUUAAAAAGUGCAUGCUUAGACGGGGUAAAUGCAUGAGUCGUGGAUUAUUUAGGCAACAACUAUGGCAAGUAGACAAAUCAAUAAAUAUGGGAAGUACACUGGUUUUAAGCACUAAGGUGUUUACACAGUGCUAAAAUGUCAUACAUUCAGAACGAGACAGUGAAGGCAGGUGUUUUAUUUACCAUCAUGCAAAAUCUGCCCGUAGAUCUUGUCAAGGACGUUGACUACCAUGUGUAGAAUAACAAUAUUGAAAUUGAGGAAGAAUUGGAUGUUGGCUUUGAAAUAAAUUAUACUUUUCUAGUUUACUCAGGAAUUAGCUAUCUACUCAAAUGGAACAUACUCUGAUGUCUAGCCCUCUGGGGUAUUCAGAGUGGGAUCCAGAACGCAUACCCUCCCAUCGAUUCCUCCUCAUGGAUUCAGACAAAGGAGCCAUGCUGCCUCAGAGAGAAAGUGGUCAGACAGGAUUGGAUUUCCAGAAAGUCGACCAGGGUGUAUCUCUAAGCCUGGAAGAGCUUUUUCAGGAGAACGCCUUAAAUUUAGAUAGCCUUUUCAGGACCUCCAGUUACUCUGGUGGAGACCAGAUCUUGCCCUGGGAGGGAUGUCAAUCUAAUCAUUCCCAAGAUGUUCCCCUGGGUAAACCAGCAGAGGUAUCGCCUCUCAAAGACAAAAUUGAGGAACAAAACAAUGUCAGUGACAGUCCACUACCUGGGCUGUUAUUCUCCAAAAUUGCUAAUUUGUUCAGGGACAUCUCAGCCUGCGACGAACAAAAUCCACCUGUGGGUGACAGAGACCCUGUUACCUGUCACAGGGAGCUGAUAACCCUCAGUGAACCUCCUUCCACUGUGAAGGUUUCAGAUAGGACUCCAGAUACUAACACUGAGGUGUCCUCUUUGUUGGUAGUUCACCUCUUAUCUGAACACUCCCCUUUUCCCUCCGGCCCUGCUCUUUCAGGUGAGGUAAACCCACAGGGUGUCAGUGAGAAGCUUUUAUUUCCAUCUCUGGAUCAGGACAGAGGCCAACCUCCUCCCUUGCAAGGUGGGGAGACUGUGCCACCUGAAAAUGGGGACAAAGGUUUAUUCCUAGGACCUGUGACUGACCUGCCCACAGUCAGUAACAUUACCUCAGAAGGUUUACCUGAGAGCAGCCUCUCACACAACACCAUCCCUUUUGACCGCCCUAGCCUAUCUCCAGAGGUUCAGGUGGGAUCUGUGCCUUUGCUGGAUCUGGAGGUUCCCGACUGUGGCCCCAGCCUCUGUCCUACUCAUCUCGACUCACCUACCUGCACAGGUGCUCCAUCAGAUUCAACUGCAGAGGAUUCAGAGCAUGAACACACGUUGGCUACUGCAAUCCUGACUCUCUCAGACCACAGAGGUGAGGGGGACUCGUCCCUCCUACUGAACUCCUCACCAUUGAUUGAACCCCUGUUGCCAAAGGUACUUUCUGACAGAGAUGCUUCGAUCCUGGAUCACCUGCCCAGUGGCUGUAGCUCAGAGAAAAAUGGCUCCCAGGAUUUGAUGGAAGACAAAAUUAUCUUUGAUGUUACUAAACAUGAGGGAGAGGAGGAAAUGGCUCUGGAUCAGUGCAUUACCUCAGACGUGCUACGUGAUGAGGAAACUUUGGACUUGAAACCACCCGAGGCUAUACAGGGUGACGGUAUUCCUGCUUUACAAACUGAACAGAGCGAUGGGGAAAGGUUUGCAGACUUGGACCUAUUUGCCAGAACCACAGAUUGUCACAAACGGGAUAGUUUUGAUUGCCUGGUUCUGGACUUGAAUGGUUCGUGUUCUGAGUCUGGAUGGACAAGUGAACAAGCAGUGGAGAAUCUCUCACUCUCUAAGAUGGUGGGGUCUGACUCCAUGCCCGUGGUUCCCAUAGUGAAUCGGAGAGAGGAAGACCCGUCACCUCUGAAGGCCGUGUUUGAUGCUCUGGACCAGGAUGGGGAUGGAUUUCUACGCAUUGAGGAGUUUAUGGAGUUUGCUGCUGCCUAUGGGGCUGACCAGGUGAAGGAUCUGACCAAGUUCCUGGAUCCUAGUGGGCUGGGGGUGAUCAGCUUCGAGAACUUCUAUCGAGGAAUCACGGCCAUCAGCAAUGGAAGUACAGAGCCCCAGCUCUACGAUGCACACUUCAGCCCAGGGGACGGAGCAGUGGGCUGCCCAGAGGAGUACGAUGAGCAGAACGAGGUGACGGAUAGUGCCUACCUGGGCUCGGAGAGCAACUACAGUGAGUGUGAGAUGUUCACAGACGAAGACACGGGAGCCCUAGUCCAGCCAGAGAUGCACGAGGAUGUGGAGACGGACAGUGGCAUCGACGCAACGCUGCACGACCCCGAGGACAGCCACAACAGGUUCUCCUUGAGCUCAGAGCUGCACAGCCUCUCCCUGGUGACAGUGAUCGGCAGGGAGGAAGAGCACUUUGAGGACUUUGGGGAGAGCAACACCUCGGAGCUGCUGCUGGACACCACUGAGGAGGGGACAGAUGGAGAGGGGGACUCGUCCCACCUCCAGACCCUGGACCAGAACAACUGCUCCUCCCUGCUACUCUCUCCCAGCGCCCCAACUACUCUCCCUGCAAGCUUUCAGAGCUUCCUUAGGGAGGAGGCGCUGGACUUUUUCUGUAACCAAUGUCACAAACAAAUCUCUCGCCUGGAGGACCUCUCCACCCGCCUCAAUUUCCUAGAGAUGAAUAGCUCCAGCAAGAGGCUGUCCAGCAAGAAAGUAGCACGACACCUCCGGAACAGCUCCAUGACGCUGGACAGCAUGGGCGAACUGUCCCGGGACAUACUGGAUCUGGCCGACACCGACAUCACUGAGAAGGUGCUCCUGCUGGAGCGUCGUGCAGCAGAGCUGGAGAAGGACUCGGAGGCCAGCGGGGAGCAGCACACACGGCUCCGCCAGGAGAACCUGCAGCUGGUGCACCGGGCCAAUGCCCUAGAGGAGCAGCUCAAGGAGCAGGAGCUCCACGCUGAGGACCACCUCCACCAGGAGACCCGCCGCCACAAAGACGCCCUCUCCAAGCUGGAGCGGGAGAGGAGCCUGGAGCUGGAGAACCUGCAAGCUAGGCUGCAGCAGCUGGAUGAGGAGAAAAGUGAGCUGAGGUCCUGUGUACCCUGUUACCGUGCCAACAUUGAGAGACUAGAGGAGGAGAAGAGGAAGCUAGAGGAUGAGGUGGAGGAUGUGACUGAGAGGCUGAACGAGGAGCUGGAAACCCGCAGGAAGACGUCCGACAAGCUGACCCACGAACGCCACCAAAACCAGAAGGAGAAGGAGCACACGCAGCAGCUGAUUGAGGACCUGCGGAAGCAGCUGGAGCACCUACAGCUGUACAAGCUGGAGGCAGAGGCCAGGAGGGGGCUCUCGCCCAGUGCUGGGCUGCAAGAGUACCAGAGCCGCACCCGUGAGGCCGAGCUGGAGCAGGAGAUCCGACGCCUCAAGCAAGACAACCGCAGUCUGAAGGAGCAGAACGACGAGCUAAACUGCCAGAUCAUCAACCUGAGCAUCCAGGGAGCCAAGAACCUGAUGACGGCCUCCUUCUCCGAGUCACUGGCGGCCGAGAUCAACUCUGUGUCCCGGGGAGAAUUGAUGGAAGCCAUCCGCAAGCAGGAGGAUGUCAACUUCCGACUACAGGACUACAUCGACCGCAUCAUUGUGGCCAUCAUGGAGUCCAACCCCUCCAUGCUUGAGGUCAAGCACUAGAGACGGCCAUUUUGGGAGAGACUGGCUAAACACUUAAAGACUGACUGCUGGGACUGACCACAAAUAUACAGUUCCAGUCAAAAGUUUGGACACACCUACUCAUUCAAGGGUUUUUCAAAACUAUGAAGUAACACAAAUGGAAUCAUGUCGUAUGUAAAAAAAAAAGUGUUAAACAAAUCAAAAUAUAUUUUUGAUUUUAGAUUCUAAGUAGACACCUUUUGCCUUGAUGAAAACUGUGCACACUCUUGGCAUUCUCUCAACCACCUUCAUGAGGAAUGCUUUUCCAACAGUGUUGAAGGAGUACCCGCAUAUGCUAAGCACUUGUUGGCUGCUUUUCCUUCACUCUGCGGUCCAACUCAUCCCAAACCAUCUUUCUCAAAUAGCCCUUACACAGCCUGGAGGUGUGUUGGGUUAUUGUCCUGUUGAAAAACAAAUGAUAGUCCCACUAAGCGCAAACCAGAUGGGAUGGCGUAUCGCUGGAGAAUGCUGUGGUAGCCAUGCUGGUUAAGUGUGCCUUGAAUUCUAAAUAAAUCACUGACUGUCUCCAGCGAAGCACCCCCACACCAUCAAACCUUCUCCUCCAUGCUUCACGGUGGGAACCACAUAUGUGGAGAUCAUCCGUUCACCUACUCUACAUCUCACAAAGACACAGCCGUUGGAACUAAAAAUCUCCAAUUUGGACUCAUCAGACCAAAUGACAGAUUUCCACCUAUCUAAUUUCCCGAGUGGCACAGCGGUCUACGGAACUGCAUCUCAGUGCUAGAGGUGUCACUACAGACCCUGGUUCGAUCCCAGGAGUCCCAUAGGGUGGUGCACAAUUGGCCCAGCAUUGUCCGGUUAGGGGAGGGUUUGGCCGGGGUAGGCCGUCAUUGUAAAAUAAGAAUUUGUUCUUAACUGACUUGCCUAGUUAAAUAAAAUAAAAACAGUUACAUCAUAGCCCGUAAAGGUUUUUGCGACUGCACUUGAAGAAACUUUCAGAGUUCUUCAGAUGUCCCGGAUUGACUGACCUUCAUGUCCUAAAGUAAUGAUGGACUGUCAUUUCUCUUUGCUUAUUUGAGCUGUUCUUCUUGCCAUAAUAUGGACUUGGUAUUUUGCCAAAUAGGGCUAUCUUCUGUAUGCUACCCCUACCUUGUCACAACACAACUGAUUGGCUCAAACGCAUUCAGAAGGAAAUCAAUUCCACAAAUUAACUUUUAACAUGGCACGCCUGUUAAUUGAAAUGCAUUCCAGGUGACUACCUCAUGAAGCUGGUUGAGAGAAUGCCAAGAGUAUGCAUAGCAAAGGCAAAGGUUGGCUACUUUGAAGAAUCUCAAAUCUAUUUUGAUUUCUUUAACACUUUUUUGGUUAUUACAUCGAUUCCAUAUGUGUUAUUUCAUUGUGUUCAUGGCUGCACUAUUUUUCCAGAAAGUAGAAAGUAGGAAAAACAAAGAAAAAAAUGGAAUGAGAAGGUGUGUCAACUUUUGACUUGUACUGUGUAUAUAUAUAUACAUAUAUAUAUAUAUAUACACACACAGUUGGAGUCGGAAGUUUACAUACACCUUAGCAAAUACAUUUAAACUCAGUUUUUUUAUGAUUCCUGACAUUUAAUUCUAGUAUAAAUUCCCUAUCUUAGGUCAGUUAGGAUCACCACUUUGUUUCAGAAUGUGAAAUGUCAGAAUAAUAGUAGAAAGAAUUAUUUAUUUCAGCUUUUAUUUCUUUCAUCACAUUCCCAGUGGGUCAGAAGUUUACAUACACUCAAUUAGUAUUUGAUAGCAUUGCGUUUAAAUUGUUUAACUUGGGUCAAACGUUUCGGGUAGCCUUCCACAAGCAUCCCACAAUAAGUUGGGUACAUUUUCUAUAGGAUUGAGGUCAGGGCUUUGUGAUGGCCACUCCAAUACCUUGACUUUGUUUUCCUUAAGCCAUUUUGCCACAACUUUGGAAGUAUGUUUGGGGUCAAUGUCCAUUUGGAAGACCCAUUUGAAAGCUUUAACUUCCUGACUGAUGUCUUGAGAUGUUGCUUCAAUAUAUCCACAUAAUUUCCCCUCAUCAUGCCAUCUAUUUUGUGAAGUGCACCAGUCCCUCCUGCAGCAAAGCACCCCCAUAACAUGAUGCUGCCACCCUGCCACAACCGUGCUUCAUGGUUGGGAUGGUGUUCUUCAGCUUGCAAGCCUCCCCUUUUUUCCUCCAAACAUAACGAUGGUCAUUAUGGCCAAACAGUUAUAUUUUUGUUUCAUCAGACUAGAGGACAUUUCUCCAAAAGGUAUGAUAUUUGUCCCCAUGUGCAGUUGCAAACCGUAGUCUGGCUUUUUUAUUGUGGUUUUGGAGCAGUGGCUUCUUCCUUGGUGAGCAGCAUUUCAGGUUAUGUCGAUAUAGGACUCAUUUUACUGUGGAUAUAGAUACUUUUGUACCUGUAUCCUCCAGCAUCUUCACAAGGUCCUUUGCUGCUGUUCUGGGAUUGAUUUGCACUUUUCGCACCAAAGUACGUUCAUCUCUAGGAGACAGAACUCGUCUCCUUCCUGAGCAGUAUGACGGCUGUGUGGUCCCAUGGUGUUUAUACUUGCGUACUAUUGUUUGUACAGAUGAACGUGGUACCUUCAGGCAUUUGGAAAUUGCUCCUAAGGAUGAACCAGACUUGUGGAGGGCUACAAUUUUUUUUCUGAGGUCUUGGCUGAUUUCUUUUGAUUUUCCCAUGAUGUCAAGCAAAGAGGCACUGAGUUUGAAGGUAGUCCUUGAAAUACAUCCACAGGUACACCUCCAAUUGACUCAAAUGAUGUCAAAUAGCCUAUCAGAAGCUUCUAAAGCCAUGACAUAAUUUUCUGGAAUUUUCCAAGUUUUUUUAAAGGCACAGUCAUCUUAGUGUAUGUAAACUUCUGACCCACUGGAAUUGUGAUACAGUGAAUUAUAAUUGAAAUUAUCAAUUAACAAUUGUUGGAACAAUUACUUUACAAUUACUAACCGACUUGCCAAAACUAUAGUUUUUUAACAAGAAAUUUGUGGAGUGGUUGAAAAAUUUGUUUUAAUGACUCCAACCUAAGUGUGUGUAAACUUCCGACUUCAACUGUAUAUAUAUGUACUGUAUGUGUAUAGCUAUUUUAGGUGGGAAAAAACACUCCGAUUACCCUUAAGAAAUUUGUGGAGUGGUUGAAAAAUGUGUUUUAAUGACUCCAACCUAAGUGUGUGUAAACUUCCGACUUCAACUGUGUAUAUAUAUGUACUGUAUAUGUAUAGCUAUUUUAGGUGGGAAAAAACACUCCGAUUACCCUUGAAGAUUUUAAUGAAAAAAAAUGUUUGUCACUGUUUGUGGCUGUUAUCUGAGAAAAUAAGGUACGUGGUUUAAACGUCCCUGGUAUUUGAGCUUUGCUUUGUGUGCUUGUCUGUUCCCCCUGAAUACAGUAGGCUUUGGUUCUGAGGACCUGAGUUUCCCUUGUCUGUGCGAAUGUGUUUUCUAUGCGGGAACUCUUUCGAUAGUUGGACUGCGUGGAAGAGCUAGUUAACUUGUUGCUGUCAUCUUAAACAUAUUUUAGGCAAUUAAAUCUUAUGAGCCUCAAUGCUAACAUGAUUCUAAAACGUAUUUUCCUUAAACUACAUAUCAGCCGAAACCAUCUUUCACCGUGAGAUCAAUAAAUUAAGGAACUCAUGGGACGUUUGAGAGCGUUCUCCUGUAUUAGACUGAACCGUGUUGAAACCACAUUUAAACUGUAUGAAGCACUGGUCAGGAGACGAGGUCAGAUUAAGUCGACCCUGCCUGCUCUCUUGAAUACAGUCUUGUGGUGCCGCCUACUACAUUAACCGUGUUUAUCCUGAUUUGACUUGGAUUUUCUUCUCAGUGUGAGUUAAGGCAACCCAGGUAAGGGAGGCCUUACCUCUGUUUUACAAUGAAACAGAGUUCUAGGGGGUCAGGUGGGCUAAAUACUCCAAUAAGAGAACACUAUCCCAUCACAUCACUCCCUCUAAUGUAACUUUGGGGUAGUUAAAAACUGAUAUAGAUACUGUACUAAAUGAUGCUCAUACUGACAUGAAAGAAUUGGAUGGUGUAACUUGGACACUAAAUCAAAUUGAUAGAAAAUGUUGCUCUGACUAGUUUAUAUUUUUGUAUUUGAGCUGAGAUCACUGGGAAGUGUAGUUCUUUGGCAUGUGACUGACCCAACUGAUCCUUCGUGGAAUCAAGCUGAGUGAAAGCAAAAAGGGAGACAUCUUAUCAAUUGGGAAGUACAUGUCUGGUCUGCUUGUUACCCAUAAUGAGUGACUUACUUUCCAUGAAAUGUUGAUAAAAAAAGCUGAAUAUAUUUGACAUUAUUGACUUAUUGAGGGAAUGGAAUCGGUUGUACUUUUGCACUCAUUUUUUGAUUAAGACAAAAAGUAUUGUUUGUAAAACAAAAUGUAAAAAGUUUAUUGUUAAGGAAUGUAAUCGGAAUUUGAAGAUAUCUUUUGCUUCAAGACCACAUGAAUUACUUAAGAAUGCAAAAAUUAUUUGAAAACGGACUUGUUGCUUGUGGCUAACGGAAAGUCAGAGGUUAGAUCUUGUAACUCUCCCGCAGCUUUUUGAUUUAAAGGAGCAGAAAAUGUUUAACACUUCGAUGAAGCAAUAACGUUGUGAAGAACAGUGGGGAGCGAUGGACAGACACCACAAACGGACGUCAACAAACGGACAAAACUCUCUUCUUUACUGUAAGAGCCUCGGUUGACUAAGCCCCAAUCUGAAUCUUUUGAACUUUUAACCACAUUUCUGGAAAUAAGCAAGAGGAAAUGAAAAUGGCAGACUAUUGAUACACAUCAUCACCGCUGCCUAUUCACCAAUGCACUCUCUGACACGGUUGAGAUACUUGACAUAUUGAAGGAUAUUAUUGUUGCUGUCUCUUAACCGCUCGAACUGCAGACAACUUGUAGCAUUCUGUAUCAACCACACAGCUAUACUAAAGACAAAUGCAGCCUCCUCCACCUUUCACCUAUAAAACUCUUGCUCUGUCAUCACGCUCUUCUCCUUCUUUUCAGCACUCCAUGAAAAAUGGCCUUGGAUGUAAAUAACUUGAUCAUGUAAAGUUUUUUUCUAACCUUGUAGAUUCUAGGUAUUUUUAUGUUGUUAUUUUAUUUUUUGUUCUUCUGCUAAGAAAUAAUAUGAUCCUCCCCCAUGGGUAGGUCUUAUGUAUGCCACUCUAGCAUGUAGCAUGUACACAUAAUUUUCUCCCAUCUGUGAAUCACACUGGAACAUGUAAAGUUUUUUUCUAACCUUGUAGAUUCUAGGUAUUUUUAUGUUGUUGUUUUAUUUUUUGUUCUUCUGCUAAGAAAUAAUAUGAUCCUCCCCCAUGAGUAGGUCUUAUGUAUGCCACUCUAGCAUGUACACAUAAUUUUCUCCCAUCUGUGAAUCACAUUCAUACAUUUAUUCCACAGUUCACAUUACUUCACACUCUUUGUUAAUGAUUAUUUUCUGUUGUUUCUCCCUAAUACAAGUUGUUUUUUAGGGAAAAGUUUGUAAAUAGUUUUGGCAUUUCUGGAUUCACAAGCGAUUCUGGUAUUUAAUGGAUUUAAUAGUUGAAUGCUACUCAUGGGGAGAAAUUGUUGAAUUGAGAGAAAUAUUUAGAUUGAAAUUGUUGUCUUGUAAUCAAGGUAGCACACAGUACAUUUCAAAAGUGUUGCAUUGAGCACCCAUAGAAUUGGCAACACUGAUGUGUUUCAGUCUGGUCUGAUCAAUUCAAAAUGGUUUUUUAUAUGGUGUGGUCAUUCCACUUCAGCCCAACUGAAGUGUGAUCCACUGUAAUCCUGACGUUGCAGACAGUGACCUCUUAAAGGUCAUUGUAGUUAACAGAGUUGGCAUGUGUCACUGAUAUCUCCCCAGCUGAGAACAGGCACUGUACAGAACUACAGAUCUCUUCUGUAUAUCACUUUCUGAAUCUUUUAAACUGAUCUUUAGGUUUACCCAUCCAUAUCAUAUGGAGGUCAGUGGAGUUGCACUACGCCUGUUGCCUGGGGACAGGUAGUGAGGCCUCAUAAAGCCCACGUGUUAUGUCAAUCAUAAACCAAUGCAACUGUCUAAUUGGUUCAAGUCAUUCUGCCUUUGAGUGUAAUUGAUAGCUUUCCCCAGCAGAUAUGAGGCUUACGAGGCUUGAGGCAAUCAUUUACUACUACAGUACCCAGCAGCCAGUGGUGCAUUACUAGGAGGAAACCGUAAGACAUAUCUUCCCACAUACUGUACCCUAUGUUACCUGUAUACAGCAGCAGGAUUACCUUAUUUUUUUGUAUUAUUCCUUGUUUCAUUUUUUAUUUCAGACUGUCUAGUUCAGACAGCUAGUUGUGAGACUUUGCAUAAUUGUUAGCUGACUGAUUAGACGGAGUCCUGUCCAGGCAUUCUGUUUUGCGUGGUUAAACUUGAUUCAAUAGGAUUCUCUUAUGCACUUUAAACAAGUUCCAAUUUCUUUUAACACUUAAAUGUUCAAACUAACAAAAUAAUUAGUUAAAAUGGUCAGAAGUAAAACCUAUCAGCUCACACACUCCUUCACUGUAAUUUGAAAACAUAAACAAAAAAGUUAUUAAUUGUCAUCGCUAAGCCCAAUUGUCAUUGUUAAGCCCUGAAGAUCUGGCCUGAUAGUCUUAACACUGUGCCUCUGUCAUUCAUACUUUUGCCUAUUACUAACCUGAUGAUGAGCCCUGGAAAAGCACUGACCAUAUGUGACUGUCAGUUUGUUAAAUUAUAAAAAUAGAAUAUUGUGGAAACAAAAAUUGUACAACUGAAGUUUAUUCUUACUCCGAAGGAUAAUGUGUAAAUUAUGAUAAAAGUAUUGUUCACUGCUGUAUAUUUUUCAAUGAAUAUCCCCUGAAAGAUGCAAUCCUUAUUAUCAGGGGCGCAACUUUCACUGUAGGGGGGCCACCCUGUUUUAAAAUUGAAUUGUGAUACAAAAAGAGACAGUGUGCUUUAGGGCCAUGAUUCGGGUAGUCUGUGUGGAGUGUUUAUCUGACUGGAUAAAACAUAUAUAUUAUGUCCCACCCUCUUCUAAAACCAAAGUUGCGCCCCUGCUUAUUGUUAUUGGGGAAUAAUAAUUUCAAGUAAUUGUAAAAAGGUCAAAGAAAACAGUGAAGUAAGAAAAUCAAUCAAAUAAUAAAAUGAUAUUUUGUUUGAUCUUGA
This is a messenger RNA of Salvelinus fontinalis (brook trout), 12047 nucleotides long. Its product is annotated as rab11 family-interacting protein 3-like. Gene Ontology annotation, cellular component: endocytic vesicle; midbody; recycling endosome membrane. The transcript has 13 exons. The coding region runs from base 1589 to 4951 and encodes 1120 amino acids. Gene Ontology annotation, biological process: regulation of cytokinesis; endocytic recycling. Gene Ontology annotation, molecular function: calcium ion binding. NCBI's taxonomy places the organism in Eukaryota, Metazoa, Chordata, Actinopteri, Salmoniformes, Salmonidae. The record is from RefSeq and is a predicted model, not a curated record.